AUGGUUGCUUCAAAUAUAUUAUGUCGGGGCUUUGGCUUCCAUGGAACGAAUCCAUCGGAAGCCGUUCAACACACUACGGUGCAAUUUUUUAAUUUCAUAACAUCACCUGCGGCUGGAUCAGCAACAUCGACGUCGGUUGGAGCUAUCGUGAGCUAUACUUUUGGUGAUGAGGCCUGCUGA
Messenger RNA from Plasmopara halstedii, 180 nucleotides. RefSeq lists its product as uncharacterized. The transcript is spliced from 2 exons. The record is from RefSeq and is a predicted model, not a curated record. NCBI's taxonomy places the organism in Eukaryota, Oomycota, Peronosporomycetes, Peronosporales, Peronosporaceae. The coding region runs from base 1 to 180 and encodes 59 amino acids.